This is a messenger RNA of Cryptomeria japonica (Japanese cedar), 2055 nucleotides long. Its product is annotated as L-type lectin-domain containing receptor kinase IX.1-like. The transcript has a single exon. Gene Ontology annotation, cellular component: plasma membrane. Bases 1 to 2055 code for a protein of 684 amino acids. Gene Ontology annotation, molecular function: ATP binding; carbohydrate binding; protein kinase activity. The record is from RefSeq and is a predicted model, not a curated record. NCBI's taxonomy places the organism in Eukaryota, Viridiplantae, Streptophyta, Pinopsida, Cupressales, Cupressaceae. Gene Ontology annotation, biological process: protein phosphorylation.
AUGGCCAAGCUCUGUUAUUCUCCUUCUUCCAUCUUUCUCUUCUCCUGUGUCGCCGCUUCUCUUAUUUUCAUGUCACAUGCAGGAAAUCUUAGCUUUUCAUUCCCUCCCAGCACGGACUUUAUAAUCCAAAAUGAUGCCUAUUUCCUAGGAGACAAGGCUAUAGAACUGACCAAGAACCAAGCAACAGGGAACCUGGGCAGUAGCUUAGGCUGGGCGGCUUACAAUCACUCGGUUCCACUUUGGGACAAAUCCUCUCGAGCUUUGGCGAGCUUCUCUAAUCAUUUUCAAUUCAUUAUUGGCAGGGGCAAUGAUAAUCGAAAACUUUUCGGAGACGGACUUGCUUUCUUCUUGGCGCCUUUCAACUUGGAACAGCCCUUGAACGCUACGGGUGGAGGUCUCGGCUUAUUUAAUGACUCAACUUUGACUGGAUUAUCCUAUCAGAUGGUUGCUGUGGAGUUUGACACUUUCAAGAAUUACUUUGAUCCCGAUGGCAAUCAUGUGGGGAUCGAUAUCAACAGUAUUUUGUCCAAGGUAAACGUUUCGCUGACAGACGUAGCUGAAAACUCCAGUCUUUGUGAUAAGAAACUCAAGAAUGGAAAGCAAUGGGACGCGUGGGUAAAGAGGCUGCAAGUGUUUCUCUUGUGUAAUCCCGAUGGCAUAAGUAUUUCUAAACCUCCAACCCCAAUCUUAAUUUAUGAUAUAGAUUUGCGGGACUUUCUUCCAGAGACAAUCAGGGUUGGCCUCUCGGCUUCGACAGGAAAUUCCUCGGAGACACACACUGUGAACUCUUGGAAUUUCUCUUGUCAGUAUUCGUGGGAAUUAUCAGCUGUUCCACCUCCAACCAACGCUCACAAUGAAAGCAAUAGCCAUUUCUGGGUUAUAUUGAUAGUGGUCUUCUGCAGCGCUAUGGCUAUCUGCGGUUUGGUAUUCAUUGGCUGGCGGCGGUAUUUCAGAAAAAGUGAAGGCGUUGGUGAGGCAAGUGAAGAGAGCGAUGUGGAGCUGGACCAGUGGUUUUCUCAGGGCCCACGCAAAUUCUCUUAUGCGGAGCUCAGCACUGCGACAGGAAAUUUCAGCGAUAAUGAAAAACUUGGGCAAGGAGGCUUCGGUGGCGUGUACAGGGGUGUCCUGCCUGGCACGAAGGAAGUGGUGGCUGUAAAGAAAAUAUCCCAAGGAUCGAGUCAAGGAAGAAAGGAGUAUGUUUCUGAGGUUACUAUAAUCAGUAGGCUGAGGCACCGUAAUCUUGUGCGGCUUUUAGGAUGGUGCCAUCGAAAGGGUGAGUUACUCCUAGUAUACGAGUACCUGCCUAAUGGGAGUCUGGAUAAUUAUAUCUUUGGGGAGCAGAAGGGUUCUCUGAAUUGGGAACGGAGGUAUAAUAUUGCCUGUGACUUAGCCUCUGCUCUUGUUUAUCUCCACGAGGAAUGGGACCAGCUUGUUGUGCACCGAGAUGUCAAGGCAAGCAACGUAAUGUUGGAUUCCAAUUUUAAUGCCAAGCUAGGGGAUUUUGGUUUGGCAAGACUGGUGGAGCGUCAUAAUGCAGCUUCUCAUACAACUGUAGUGGCAGGCACAUUUGGGUAUUUAGCACCCGAGUGUGUAAUGACAGGGAAAGCCAGUCCAGAGACGGACGUGUUCAGCUUUGGGGCGGUGACUCUGGAAAUUGCCUGCGGAAGGCGGCCCGUUGACCGCUCUCUAAAUAAACAUAACUGCAGACUGGUAGAAUGGGUUUGGGAUUUAUAUGAACACGGAAAGAUUUUAUGUGCUGCGGAUGAGAAACUGGGUGGACUGUUUAACGAGAAUGAAAUGGAGAGGAUGCUGUUGGUGGGGCUGCUGUGCUCUCAUCCAGAUCCCACAUCAAGGCCAAAAAUGAGGGAGGUGACAAAGAUAUUGAAAGGGGAAACUGAAUUGCCAUAUGUUCCUCUUGGUUUGCCCGUCGCUGUCUAUAGCCAGCGCCUGCGUCCAGAUGUCAUGUUAAGCCCGUCGGCUUUCACGUCAUCAACGGCUUCGAGCGGCCCGGAUAAAAUAUCGGAGUAUCCAUUGUUCGUCACAGAGCCUCGCUAG